CAGACAUCCGCCUGUCUUGGCAGUCAUGAGGCCUUCCUGGUAUCCCCUGCACACACCCUCCCUGGCUUAUCCACUCCUCUUCCUCCUCCUCUCCCUCCUGGGAGGAGGGGCGGGGGCUGAGGGCCGGAAAGACCCACAGCUGCUGGUGAAGGUCCGCGGGGGCCAGCUGAGGGGCGUCCGCCUGAAUGCCCCUGGGGGCCCGGUCUCAGCCUUUUUGGGCAUCCCGUUUGCAGAGCCGCCUGUGGGCUCACGUAGGUUUAUGCCACCAGAGCCCAAGCGGCCCUGGUCAGGAGUGUUGGAUGCUACCACCUUCCAAAAUGUCUGCUACCAAUACGUGGACACCCUGUACCCUGGGUUUGAGGGUACCGAGAUGUGGAACCCCAACCGAGAGCUGAGUGAAGACUGCCUGUAUCUUAAUGUGUGGACACCAUACCCCAGGCCGGCUUCUCCCGCGCCCGUCCUCGUCUGGAUCUAUGGGGGCGGCUUCUACAGUGGAGCAUCCUCCUUGGACGUGUAUGACGGCCGUUUCUUGGCCCAGGUUGAGGGGACCGUAUUGGUGUCUAUGAACUACCGAGUAGGAACCUUUGGCUUCUUGGCCCUGCCGGGCAGCAGAGAAGCCCCUGGCAAUGUAGGCCUGCUGGAUCAACGGCUUGCCUUGCAGUGGGUGCAAGAAAAUAUUGCAGCCUUUGGGGGAAACCCAAUGUCGGUGACGCUGUUUGGGGAGAGUGCAGGCGCGGCCUCGGUGGGCAUGCACAUUCUGUCCCUGCCCAGUCGGAGCCUCUUCCACAGGGCUGUCCUGCAGAGCGGUACACCCAACGGGCCCUGGGCCACGGUGGGCGCGGGAGAGGCCAGGCGCAGGGCCACACUGCUGGCCCGCCUCGUGGGCUGUCCCCCAGGUGGCGCUGGAGGCAAUGACACCGAGCUGAUAGCCUGCCUGCGGACGCGGCCCGCCCAGGACCUGGUGGACCACGAGUGGCACGUGCUGCCUCAGGAGAGCAUCUUCAGGUUUUCCUUCGUGCCUGUGGUGGACGGGGACUUCCUCAGUGACACGCCAGAGGCCCUCAUCAAUGCUGGAGAUUUUCAAGACCUGCAGGUGCUGGUGGGUGUGGUGAAGGACGAGGGCUCCUACUUUCUGGUUUACGGGGUCCCAGGCUUCAGCAAAGACAAUGAGUCUCUCAUCAGCCGGGCCCAGUUCCUGUCUGGGGUGCGGAUGGGUGUACCCCAAGCAAGCGACCUGGCGGCCGAGGCUGUGGUCCUACAUUAUACAGACUGGCUGCACCCUGAGGACCCUGCCCACCUGAGGGACGCCAUGAGUGCAGUGGUAGGCGACCACAACGUUGUGUGUCCCGUGGCCCAACUGGCUGGGCGGCUGGCUGCCCAGGGGGCCCGGGUCUAUGCCUACGUCUUCGAACACCGUGCCUCCACACUGACUUGGCCCCUCUGGAUGGGGGUGCCCCAUGGCUAUGAAAUCGAGUUCAUCUUUGGGCUCCCCCUGGACCCCUCCCUGAACUACACCACGGAGGAGAGAAUCUUUGCUCAGCGACUUAUGAAAUACUGGACCAAUUUUGCCCGCACAGGGGACCCCAAUGACCCUCGAGACUCCAAGUCCCCACAGUGGCCACCGUACACCACUGGAGCGCAGCAAUAUGUGAGCCUGAACCUGAAGCCGUUAGAGGUGCGGCGGGGGCUGCGCGCCCAGACCUGCGCCUUCUGGAACCGCUUUCUCCCCAAAUUGCUCAGCGCCACCGCCGCGGAGGCUCCCAGCACCUGCCCAAGCCCCGCCCAUGGGGAGGCUGCCCCCGGGCCCCGGCCCGACUUAGCCCUGUCCCUUUCCCUUCUCUCCCUUUUCCUUCUCCACUCCCGGCUUCCGCGGCUGUGACUGCAGCCUCCCCCGCUCUGGCCGCUAAGGACUCUUACUCUAGUGUGGCUGGGAGGAAGGAGGGGCCCCUCAGGGACACAGCGCCCCACUCCCUUCUCAAGCUGAGACAGCUGGACAGACUCAGGGAUCGACACACCUUUGAUUAAGCGAAAACUCAAAAACCAGUUUUCCUUUUUAAUGUAACAUUAUCAUUUGGAAAUGAGCCUGAUGUUGAGGGGAGGACGACCCGGGCUAGACGGCGCCAGCCUAUGGGGCUGACAACCGCCAACCGUUUCUGUCUUCUUCUCUUUCCCCACCAACCCCGACCCGCUUCCCCCUGACCGUCCCCUCCCUCCCCUCCUCCGCUCCUCUCCUCCUCGCUCCUGCCUGCCGCCCUCCUCCACCCGCUCUCUCCACCGCUCCAUCCAUUCGGCCCUCCCCGCUGCGCGGCCUCCUCCUGCACCCGCUG
Molecule: messenger RNA, 2327 nt
Organism: Mesocricetus auratus (golden hamster)
Lineage: Eukaryota; Metazoa; Chordata; Mammalia; Rodentia; Cricetidae
Gene: Ache
Product: acetylcholinesterase (Cartwright blood group)
Exons: 4
Coding region: 26-1879 (617 amino acids)
Biological process (GO): acetylcholine catabolic process; choline metabolic process
Cellular component (GO): plasma membrane
Molecular function (GO): acetylcholinesterase activity
Source: RefSeq, a predicted model, not a curated record